CAUUCUGUUUUCAGAAUCAAUCGUCAAGUAUCUUAAUAAAUUCCAGCACUGAUUCGUUGGACUUUUGCUAUCAAGAACGAGUAAAUUAUCAGCUGUUUGCAAAACAAGACUGCUUAUAAUUCCAAAUAUAUUACAACAGGGACAUAUUUAUAUUAACAUCGGAUUAGAUAAUACAUAAUAUGUUGCUAAAACAAAUAUUGACUACGGGUCAAAAACAAGUACGAUGUAUUUCUUCAGCCACGGCAGCUGUAACACGUCUGCAUCGUUCAGUUUACUGCCGCAUGUAUCCCACCGUCGUGGUGCAGCCCGAUGGAUCAACAAUCAAUAUACGCUAUCAUGAGCCUCGAAAAAUUAUUAAGUUGCCAUUGGAUCUGAGUACACUGAGUGAGGCUGAGCGGAAAGCUCGUUUGGAAGCGCGUAAGCCACGAAAGAAGAUUAAGAUUGCAGAGGAAGUAGAGGAUACAUUCAAUGCGAAAAAAUACAUGAAGUAUAUUAAGAAAAAAUAAUUAUUUACUAUAUUUCGCGGAUUAAUGUUGUGUAUCACGUAUGCGGCUGCUGUGUAGCGCAUUGUAAAUGUGUUUAAAAUGCAUUGAGCACAUGCCUGUUCGGUGAAUAAACGAUGUUAUUAUCAUGUUAAACAAA
Molecule: messenger RNA, 642 nt
Organism: Ceratitis capitata (Mediterranean fruit fly)
Lineage: Eukaryota; Metazoa; Arthropoda; Insecta; Diptera; Tephritidae
Gene: mRpL55
Product: 39S ribosomal protein L55, mitochondrial
Exons: 2
Coding region: 180-506 (108 amino acids)
Biological process (GO): translation
Cellular component (GO): mitochondrial large ribosomal subunit
Molecular function (GO): structural constituent of ribosome
Source: RefSeq, a predicted model, not a curated record